Candidula unifasciata is the source of this 358-nucleotide messenger RNA. The record is from the annotation of a GenBank genome assembly. Lineage: Eukaryota; Metazoa; Mollusca; Gastropoda; Stylommatophora; Geomitridae.
AGUUAUGCAUCCUGUGCAGACUGUUCUGGGAUUUACUGCCCUUGCUUUUUGCUUUGCUUUUUUUGUGUAUCUCACCAAUAACCAGUACAAGGCCCAGCGCUUCAAGCGUGACCAUCCAGUAUUUUGUGUGGCGGCCGUCAUAGCAACCGGAUAUUUUGUGGUGUACAUGUUUGGAGCCGUUCUUGUAUUUAUGUUUGGAAUAGCUUUCCCUUUACUGUUAAUACUCAUCCAUGCAUCAUUGCGUUUGAGGAACCUGAAGAAUAAGUUAGCCAACAAGCUGGAGAAUGUUGGACUGAAACGCACUCCCAUGGGUCUCAUUUUGGAUGGGCUAGGUCAGGAGCAGGAAGCUGGAUCUUAA